AUGGCCAAGUCCAAGAACCACACCACACACAACCAGUCCCGGAAAUGGCACAGAAAUGGCAUCAAGAAACCCCGGUCACAAAGAUACGAAUCUCUCAAGGGGGUGGACCCCAAGUUCCUGAGGAACAUGCGUUUUGCCAAGAAGCACAACAAGAAAGGCCUGAAGAAGAUGCAGGCAAAUAACGCAAAGGCCGCGAGUGCACGUGCGGAGGCCAUCAAGGCCCUGGUGAAGCCCCAGGUGGUGAAGCCCAAGGUGCCAAAGGGCCCCAGCCGCAAACUCACCCGUCUCGCUUUCAUCGCUCACCCCAAGCUUGGGAAGCAGAUUAGAAGCUACAUGGCCAGGGGUCGUAGGCUCCAAAAAACAAAGCCCAAGGUUCAAGCCAACGCAGAGGCCUCAGCUGCAGCUCAGGCUCCCAAAGGUGCCUGCGAAGGCCCCAUAAGAAAGGUCUCAGCCUGCCAGUGUGAAGAGAUGGACUGGUGUGGAUUCUACACAGUGUCUGCAGGUGGUCAGUUUUCCUUAUGGUCCCAAGUGUCAUGGUCAGACAUGGCCAAGUCAGUGGAGAGAAGGUACUGCAACUUUCCCAUGAGUCACCUCAAGGAGGAAACCUGUCCCAGGAGUUCUCUGGCAGACUUGGAUCUUCCACAUCCUCUUGGCCAUGUGCCACCUCCUGAAGCAAUCUCUAGCAGAGAAGAAUAA
Messenger RNA from Arvicola amphibius (Eurasian water vole), 696 nucleotides. Its product is annotated as 60S ribosomal protein L29-like. The record is from RefSeq and is a predicted model, not a curated record. Gene Ontology annotation, cellular component: cytosolic large ribosomal subunit; ribosome. The coding region runs from base 1 to 696 and encodes 231 amino acids. The transcript is spliced from 2 exons. Gene Ontology annotation, molecular function: structural constituent of ribosome. Gene Ontology annotation, biological process: cytoplasmic translation. NCBI's taxonomy places the organism in Eukaryota, Metazoa, Chordata, Mammalia, Rodentia, Cricetidae.